Molecule: messenger RNA, 3125 nt
Organism: Sorex fumeus (smoky shrew)
Lineage: Eukaryota; Metazoa; Chordata; Mammalia; Eulipotyphla; Soricidae
Gene: PITPNB
Product: phosphatidylinositol transfer protein beta
Exons: 11
Coding region: 84-899 (271 amino acids)
Biological process (GO): phospholipid transport
Cellular component (GO): cytoplasm
Molecular function (GO): phosphatidylinositol transfer activity; phosphatidylcholine binding; phosphatidylcholine intramembrane carrier activity
Source: RefSeq, a predicted model, not a curated record
GGCCGCGCAGGCGCCGUGAGAGGCGGUAGCGGCGGCGGCGGCGGCGGCGGUAGCGGCGGCAGCUGUGCGGGGCUUCUGGGAAGAUGGUGCUGAUUAAGGAAUUCCGUGUGGUUUUGCCAUGUUCUGUUCAGGAGUAUCAGGUUGGGCAGCUGUAUUCUGUUGCAGAAGCUAGCAAGAAUGAAACUGGUGGCGGAGAAGGAAUCGAAGUCCUAAAGAAUGAGCCUUACGAGAAGGACGGAGAAAAAGGACAGUACACACACAAGAUUUACCAUCUAAAGAGCAAAGUUCCUGCCUUCGUGAGAAUGAUUGCUCCGGAGGGCUCCUUGGUGUUCCACGAGAAGGCCUGGAAUGCAUACCCCUACUGUAGAACAAGUAAGCAGAAUGAAUAUAUGAAAGAUGAUUUCUUCAUUAAAAUUGAAACAUGGCACAAACCAGACCUGGGAACGUUAGAAAACGUCCAUGGUUUAGAUCCAAACACUUGGAAAACUGUUGAAAUUGUCCACAUAGAUAUUGCAGAUCGAAGUCAAGUUGAACCAGCAGACUACAAAGCCGACGAAGACCCGGCGUUAUUCCAGUCAGUCAAGACCAAGAGAGGCCCUCUGGGACCCAACUGGAAGAAGGAACUCGCGAGCAGCCCCGACUGCCCUCAGAUGUGCGCCUACAAGCUGGUGACCAUCAAGUUCAAGUGGUGGGGCCUGCAGAGCAAGGUGGAGAACUUCAUCCAGAAGCAAGAGAAAAGAAUAUUUACAAACUUUCAUCGCCAGCUCUUUUGUUGGAUUGACAAGUGGAUUGACCUGACAAUGGAAGACAUUCGAAGAAUGGAAGAUGAGACACAGAAAGAGCUAGAAACAAUGCGUAAGAAGGGUUCCGUCCGAGGCACGUCGGCUGCUGAUGUCUAGAUGAGUCCCCUGUAGGGUCAGAGACAAUAUCAAACUGUUUACGCAACCAAGGUCAAGUGAGGGGAACCAGUGCAGCCGGUGACGAGUGAAGACGCCUCUGACCAGUCUCUUGCAGUGUUGAUGCUUCGCAGCGUGUGCGUGUGACUCCCUGUCACCCGCACAGGCUCCCAACCACGUGUGUAUAUAUGUUCCUGUGUGUGCGCACGUCUGUAGCUGUAUAUAAAACGCAUGUAGAGCUACAGGUCAGAAUACACACACUUGUGUAUAUAUGUACAUACAGACCUACUGAAGGGACUAGUACGAUUUCUCCAAAGUACUGUACCUGUCUUCAGCAAGAAUGCAAAUGAGAAUAUUUUCAAUAUAUACCUGGAGCAAAUUUUAAUAAUUAUCAGAGUAAUACCAUUAAUGGGCAAAUUGACUGCGAUGUAAUACUAGCUGGUAUGUUUCAUAAAUGUCAAGUGCGGACCAAUAUAUAUAUAUAUAUAAUAUACAUAUAUAUAUAGACUUUUAUUACUUUUUUGUUCUUUUAAAUCGGUCUCUUGUAAAUUUUUAUUUAGUUCACAUGCAUCAGACUCCCACAGAAAAAUGUAUUCAGAAUAUUUCGGUAUUCCAGUGAACCUGGAAUGUAAACUCUGAAUGUAUUUAUAACGAUUUCUUUCUGGAUGGCCAUUAUUUUAAAGCCAAAUUGGAAAAAAUGUCUUACUAGUAAGAAGUAAAGUUGUAGGCCAGUUUUUACUUGUUUGCCCUGAGAGGGGAAAAUCCUUUUAAAAAAGAAGUUCUGGUUUUUAUUGGAUUUUUGUAUCUUGAACUUCAAGUAUUUUUCUACAUCCAGCCUAGCAAAAGUGGAGAUGACGGUUUGUGAUUUAUAAUGAACACUAAACAAUUCCCAGGCUCCCGUUAGGCCCCCUGGGAAACGGCCGGAGACGCGGAGAGCGUGGUAGGUAGGCUGUCCAGAAGGAUUAGAGGUGGGUCCCGAACUCCCACCACGCCCCGUUCUGAAGUGACUUUCCUGACCCUGCAGCUUGGAAACUAUGCAAAAGGCUGGAGGAUUCCCAGCUUACCGGACAGCCUAGAGACAGGCUGAGGCUUUGCUCUCUCCGGGGUCAGCAGCACAUGGAGGGGGGCAUGCCGGCAGGAGACCGGGGGGACGGCAGAGGCAGCGGGAGGCGUCCGCACGGGGACCGGCCCUGCUGGAGUGUUCUCUAGUGGGGUGCUUCGGAGCCCGUCCUGAGCACGCGUCAGGAAAACGCUGCCUGGAAGCUGCCGCUGUGUCCCUCCCAUCCCACUCCAAGGGUGGGAUUUUUUUUUUCUUCAUUUUUAAGAACCAACAGCUAAGAUUAGGGUGGGAGCCAGAGCCAUAGGACAGCAGGGAGGGCGCUUACCUUGCCCAUAGCAAACCCAGGUUCUAUCCCGGCAUCCCAGCGGGUCCCUCCGCACACCGCCAGGAGCGAUUCCUGAGUGCAGAGACAGGAGUAAGUCCUGAGCAUCACUGAGUGUGACCCCUCCGGAAACAAAAAAAGAGACCAAAAGACUUCUUUUAAAAAAAAAAAAAAUCAGAUUUCUCGAUCCAAGUCCGCUAUUCCCCUCGGUCAUCCCUGGAAGCUUGAACAGAAUCUUGUUGCUGCCUUCCGGUCACAAAGUGUCUCGUGAGCCCGGUCCCUCCCCGAGCCCACCGGCCCCCUAGUCACAUCUCACUCGGAACCUGACAGCUGACAGUCCUUGCCCUCGCUCCCCCCCACCCCCCGUCUCCCUACGCAUCCUGUGUCCCCCUCGGAAGCCACCGCAGGUGGGCGUCACUGCCGCAGCACAGUGCCCCCCAUCCCCUCGCCAAAGCAGACCGGACCCACCCGCCCCUGUGCCGACGCCCACUGUGUCCUCAGGAUCAAGACUGCUGUUUACUCUCUGGGCGCCGUGGUGAGAUGGGUUUUGUCAGAGCGUGGUCACUGUCCGCGGAGUGUCCGAGGCGCGGAAGGUGCCGGCUGGCUCUGCGGAGCAGGGGCCCACCCUCCCUCUCCUCGGAGCGAGCCGAGCUCUCCUGGCCUCUGCGUGUGGCAGCGUCGUGAGCCCGGCGCGUGGAUCUUAAUGUCUUUCUAACAACUGUGGAGAUUUGAGGGAAUGUGUGGUGAAUGUAAAAUAUCUAGUUUACUCGGCAGUCUCUUGUGUAAAUUACAGUAAAACAAAGUAAAUGAAAUUUAAACAAAAAAUAAAUUUGAUCACAAAAUGCCA